This is a messenger RNA of Drosophila obscura, 2719 nucleotides long. RefSeq names its product TBC1 domain family member 23 (gene TBC1D23). Gene Ontology annotation, cellular component: trans-Golgi network. The transcript has 3 exons. The coding region runs from base 232 to 2307 and encodes 691 amino acids. NCBI's taxonomy places the organism in Eukaryota, Metazoa, Arthropoda, Insecta, Diptera, Drosophilidae. The record is from RefSeq and is a predicted model, not a curated record. Gene Ontology annotation, biological process: retrograde transport, endosome to Golgi.
GUCACACUGCUGGUAUCCAAAACAGACAAAAAAAAAGUUUCUUUCGAUCCAAAAACCAAAUUAACUUGGAUUAUUACCCAUAAAGUUAUUCAAAUUUAAAGCGAAGCGUAACUAAAAAUGCACACGACGAGUCUGCCAAAUGGCAAGAUAGUGCAUUAGGGCAGCGCAUUAUAAACACAUAAAAUACAAAAAAAAAUAAAUUAUAAAUUGCAACCUGGUGGGAGAGUCAUCAUGGAGGAAAAUAUGUGGAUAAUUGAACUGGAGUCGGCGCUGCUGGAUGAUUGCAAUGUGAACGAUAUAUAUAGCAUUUGUCGGGGCAAGGGACUGCCGGAGGCCCUGCGUCCGGAUGUGUGGCAGGUGUGCCUGGAUGUGCGCCACAAAAGCGAUCAGAUGUCGCUCUUCAACGAGAUCUAUGAUCUGCCGUUUCAAAGCCAGCUGCGAGAGGACUGCCAGCGGCAUGUGGAUCGCAUGGGCAACGAUGAGGAGGACAAGGUGUCGGUGGUGUCCGACCUGGAGUCGAUCAUAACGUUCUACUGCAAGAACCGCAAUCUGCAGUACGAGCCGGAGAAUGGCUGGAUUGAAUUGCUACUGCCUUUGUUCGCCCUCAAGCUCAACCGCUCGGACACAUUCAAUCUGUUCGAGGCGAUACGCGACACCUACAUACCCAAGGGCUGCAAGCCCAAGGGCAAUGUCUUCCAUGUGUUCCGGCUGCUGUUGCAGUACCACGAUCCCGAGCUGUGCUCGUUGCUCGACACCAAAAAGAUCACACCCGAUCUGUACUCGCUGACGUGGUUCCAGUCCCUGUUCGCCUCCUGCAGCAGCCUCUCGGUGAUAAUCGCCAUGUGGGAUCUCUACUUUCAGAAUGCGGACCCCUUCAUGGUCUUCUUUCUGGCCCUCAUCAUACUGAUCAAUGGGCGCGAGAAGAUAAUGCAGAUUAAGACCUCGUCCAAGGAGGAGAUCAUCGAGUUCCUCAUCAACAUGCCGUGCGCCCUGGAGCUGGACGAUGUGUGGGAUUUUUGCUCACUCGCCCAGUACUAUGCGCUGAAGACGCCGACCUCCUUCAAGACAGACUACCUGAAGGCGCUGUACGGCAAGCAGAACGACUCGCCGCGCAGCCAGGAGGAGUCCAACAAGGUGUCCCAGGCGUUGUGCCUGCCCGUGUCCGUCUACGAGUUGGUGGAGAAUUCGGCCACCGAGUUUCCAGUGUCCGAUGCAGUGCGCUUCUUUCUCGUCGACUGCCGUCCCGCCGAGCAGUAUAAUGCCGGCCACCUGUCCACGGCAUUCCAUCUCGACUGUAAUCUGAUGCUCCAGGAGCCCGUUGCGUUUGCCACCGCCGUCCAGGGCCUGCUUACGGCCCAGCGUCAGGCCAUCGAGGUCAAUUCAAAUGCCGGCGGGGAGCAUCUAUGCUUCAUGGGCAGCGGACGCGUGGAGGAGGAUCAGUACACACAUAUGGUGGUGGCUUCAUUCCUGCAGAAGAACACACACUACGUGUCCUUGCUCACCGGCGGCUACGCAUCCAUACACGACUACUUUGGCGACCACAUGGCCGACUGCCUGGAGGAUCACAAUGUGCGCAAGUGCCUCGUCUGCCAGGAGCACAAUUCCCAACAGACGAAAAUCGUGCCGCUGAAGGCCACAACGGCCGCCUCGUCCACGGAUUUGUUCAGCAAAUUCUCUGCUGCCAUGAAGUCAAAGUCCGCCGAGGUUAAGGGCAAGCUGCUGGACAUCAUUGUGAAUCCCAGUGCGAGUAGCGGACCCGCAGCCAGCGGCGUGUCCAAUGGGUCACAGUCGGCGGCGGCGGCCCAGGAGCGUCAUGUGAGUGCCAAGGAAAGGAAUGGCAAGCGCUAUCGCAAUGUGGCGCCUGUCUUCAGCAUCGAUGAUGAGAACGAGGACGCCUACGAUGGUGCGGAACGCGAUGCACCCAAGCUGCCGGGCGACAACAAGGAGAUCGUGAAUCUGAAUCAAUAUUUCAAAACGGCAGACAUCAUCAAUGCGUUCAAGUGCCAGGAGGUGCACAUGAGCGGCUACAUGUACGACAGCCAUCUGAUAAUCACGCCCGGGCAGCUGGUGGUGCUGCGCGAACUGGGACGCGGCCAGGCCCAGAUUAUGGUGCGUCGUCCGCUGGCCAGCAUUGUCAAGAUUACGGCCAAGAAGCGACACCGUGAUCUGAUCACCUUCAAGUACGGCUUUCCCGAUGGCGAAGGGCUGAUGAUCACCGACAUGGAUCGCUUUCUCAUACCAAAUGCCACCGAGGCCACGGCUCUGGUCUCCAAGCACAUAGUGCAGGUGCUGGACAAUGUCAAGUAGGAUGCCAAUGCCAGCGUCAGACGUUGUGGAAAUGCUUUUCUUCCCCACCCAACAAGCUUUAUUUAACAACACACAGACAGACACAAAGUGCAAUGCGUGCGGCACCCCUCGCUCACGCUGUAACUAGUUUUUAAUUGGCAAUUUUUUCCUUGUAGUAGCUGACAAACUGUAGUCUUAAUUGUAAACGAAAGUGGUCCAGGCCAAGCCACAAGGCAAAUGUAACAUAGAGCACCCGAGCGUCCGCCUGCUCCCUGCCCCAAGCCCCCAUUAUAUUUUCAAAAGUUCUAAGUGCAGCCCAAAAGGUAACCUUAAACAAAAGCCUCGAGACUUACAAUGUGUAAAUGUGGAUGAUGAGAGAGUAACUAAUAUUUAUUGCAAUUCAAACCCAUACAAAUAAACGUGUAUUAUAUUG